Messenger RNA from Plasmodium fragile, 2781 nucleotides. RefSeq lists its product as uncharacterized. The transcript is spliced from 5 exons. The coding region runs from base 1 to 2781 and encodes 926 amino acids. NCBI's taxonomy places the organism in Eukaryota, Apicomplexa, Aconoidasida, Haemosporida, Plasmodiidae. The record is from RefSeq and is a predicted model, not a curated record.
AUGUGCGGCAGCAAUAACGGCGUCAACGACGGCAACGACGGCAACGACGGCAACGACGGCAACGACGGCAACGACGGCAACGACGGCAGAAGUCUUGAUGUUGUUGUUAUACUGGGUUUUAGUUUAAACAGGGGGUAUUUGUUGUUAAGGAUUUUAGUGAACAGGGGGGAAUAUUCUCACUAUGUAUCGGUAGAAGUUCCCUAUUUGACAGUACUAUGGGAGGACUAUAUAGACAAAAAGGAUAUAGGGGUCCAGAAGGACGAUAUUGCGAACUUUGGGGAAAAAUUUUGGGGAAGUAUAGAGACAGUAUGGGAGAAAUUUAAAAAAUAUAUGCAGGACGAAGAACAGGCAGGUACAAUGCGAGAAUCGUGUGAAGCAUUAAUGGAUUCAGAGUCUACUAAAGGAUGGGGUCCAGGGGACAAAGAUAUAUGCGAGUUAACACUUAUAGCAUUACAUUUUAAACAUGACAUUUAUUCAGUGAUAGAGAAUGCAAACUUACAGAAUAUAGAUGGUAUGGUAGAUAGGGACAGGGACAUAAUAGUGUAUAUGAAGUGCAUUCUAGUUAAUAUAUUUAUGAAAAAAAUCAUAGGCAAAAACUGUUUAGCAGCAGAGGGCGGGCAAUUGGCAUUUAAUUAUGCGAAGGGAGUAUUCAACGAUAUGGCCGGGAAGCCGGUAGGUAAUAUUUCAUGUGAAGAGAAGGAUGCAAGGGAAGGGGGGGUACCAGGGGUGACAGCACAAGAUAGAGAUUUCUGGGAAAUAAUGGAAAGGUGGUUUGAAAGGAAUAAGGAAAAAAUAAUGGAUGGGGAUACGGGAGUAUGGGGUCCAGAGUGUAAAGUGGAAAGAACAGGAAGAAAGCAAGGGGGCAAGCAAGGGUUGGAAGUGAACGAUUUAAAGGAACAAGUGAAGAAUACAAUGGACGAGGUUGGGAAAGUUAUGGGUGAGAAGGUGAAGACAAUAAUAGAGAUGGUACGUGGAUGCGACAAUAAGGCCUGUAUGAAAAAGAUACUGGAGGACGCAAAGAACAAAGAAAAGGAGGAAACAUCCCGCCCAAAGGCUCCUACAGGGCACGAUCAGCAACGGGGGGCUCAGACAACAAAAUCAUCACCAUCAGGAUCUGCAGCACCACCACUAUCAGAACCAGGGAAAGUGGAAGAACGGAAUAAAACAGGAGCGGCAAGUGCGUCAGCAGUAACAUCAUCCAGCGCGGGUGCGGAGAACACAGGACAAGGGACAACACCGUCACCUGUACCAGCACAACCACUGGGAUCACCGAGGACUGAAACAGAAGCGGCGCCACCACCACCAGCGGCACCACCAACAGCUACCGGUGCAGAGGACACCCAAGGAUCCAGAUCACCACCUCCUCCACCAGAACCGUCAAGUCCGACAGUACCGUCAGACCCAGGACCUGAUGGAACUUCGCGGAAAGACUCAGGACCUGCAGGCGUAGACACCACACCUACAACGGAUUCACAAAAACCAGCACAAGAACCACCGGCACCACCACCGAAGGCAGCACAACCACAACCAGCAACAUCCUCCAGUGGAGCCGCAGCGGCAUGCCCUGGUCCAGUUGGUCCCGCAGGUACAGCUCCUGCGUCCGGCCCUUCUGGUCCCGGCUCCUCAGGACCUGGUUCUACUGGUCCAGGUUCUACUGGUCAACAAAGCCCUGGUGCCUCAAGUCCUGCCUCCCCUCCUAGUGCUACUAACGAUCAAGGUAUCGGUUCUAAUAAAACAAAUGGCGGUAAUGAUUUUGUAUUAGGAUCAGAUCCUCCAAAAGCAGCAGGUGACUUAGGAGGAAAUUACGGCCCACGUACCCCACAGGUUCCCCAUACUGUAGUCCCAAACAAUGUGCCUUCGAAUGAUGGUGGUCCAACCCCGCCCGACCUAACGGCCGACGUCCUUACCGCCACUACUCCCGUACUCUUCUUCCUGUCCGCCCUCAUCGUCGCCAUUCUUGGUUAUUCCCUGUGGAAGGCGAGUACCAUAGGCACAUCUUCGGGCAAUGGCACAAGCGAAUAUGGCACAGAUGUUGGAACUGCGGCUGCAAGUACAAUUGCAACGACCAGCGUGUCGUUGAGUGAUGGCACGGAUGUGGGCACACGGGGUCAACGUAAUUUUUACGACGAUCAUGCGACGGGUAGUCGCGCGAAGAACACGGUGUUCGUGGACAUGCUGAGAAAAUUCAAGCCCAGGGACAAAGUAAAGGAGCCACGACCUAUAAAGAGCAAGCCACAGGGUGCAACAGCACAGAACAAGCUCAAGCAACUGUGUCAGAAAUUGAAACAGUGUAAAAUGGGGAGAAGAGCAUGGAUCAAGCUUAUAGUUGUUUUCUCAGUCCUGUAUCCAUUCCUUAUGUCCUCCGUAGGACAAAGCACGAUUAGUUACGCGGUACAUGGUAUCUUUAUGUUACAAGUAGCAGCUCUUAUGAAGCUUCCCGGGCUUGCACCUUUCAUACUAUUUGUAAUUAUCUAUUUGUGUGUGCUACUGAGAUUCUGCCGCUCCAAGACAGCGAAAUGUUUACUGGAUAAAAUUUGGAAGAAGAAGGAGAAGGAGGAAGCUGGCGCAGAAACGAAAAGCAACGAAGGAGAAGUAAAUAAGAAACAGGAAGCACUUAAAGAGCCAGGAACAUUUCAGAAACAGGAAGGACCUACGAAGAAGGAAGCAUCUGGGAUAUUAGAGUUACCUAAGAAACCUGAGACACGCGGGAAAUCAGAUGUACCUCAUAACCAGGAAACACCUAAGAAACCAGAAGUAUCUAACAAAACGGAGGUACCUUGA